Molecule: messenger RNA, 6125 nt
Organism: Globicephala melas (long-finned pilot whale)
Lineage: Eukaryota; Metazoa; Chordata; Mammalia; Artiodactyla; Delphinidae
Gene: DPY19L4
Product: dpy-19 like 4
Cellular component (GO): nuclear inner membrane
Molecular function (GO): mannosyltransferase activity
Source: RefSeq, a predicted model, not a curated record
GCGGGAGACUCUGAGCCGCGCGGGAGCCGGAGGGGCGCCCCGGCCUCCGCGGGGACGAUGGCGGAGGAAGAAGAUUGAAGCCUUACUGAACCAAGAGUGGAAGAAGGGAGCUUCAAGAAUUCAGUGGAAAGCAAUUUAAAAAAAUUAAUUGACCAACUAUAGAACUGCGCCAAAGAAAAAAGCCAAAGUCUUCAGAAAAUAAAGAAUCUGCCAAAGAAGAGAAAAUCAACAAUACCGCAAUUCCUGAAAGAGUUCCAAAACAUAUAUUAUUUCAGCGCUUUGCAAAGAUAUUCGUUGGCUGUCUUGCAGCAGUUACUAGUGGUAUGAUGUAUGCUCUCUAUUUAUCAGCGUACCAUGAACGGAAAUUCUGGUUUUCCAACAGGCAGGAGCUUGAACGGGAAAUUACAUUUCAGGGUGAUAGUGCCAUUUAUUAUUCUUAUUAUAAGGAUAUGUUAAAGGCACCUUCAUUUGAAAGAGGUGUAUACGAACUGACACACAAUAACAAAACUGUAUCUCUGAAGACUAUAAAUGCAGUGCAGCAAAUGUCUCUAUAUCCAGAACUUAUUGCCAGCGUUUUAUAUCAAGCAACUGGUAGCAAUGAGAUUAUUGAGCCAGUAUAUUUCUAUAUUGGCAUUGUUUUUGGAUUGCAAGGAAUAUAUGUCACUGCUUUAUUUGUUACAAGUUGGCUUAUGAGUGGAACUUGGCUAGCAGGAAUGCUAACUGUUGCAUGGUUCAUUAUUAACAGGGUAGAUACGACAAGAAUUGAAUACUCCAUUCCUUUAAGAGAAAACUGGGCACUACCAUAUUUUGCAUGCCAAGUCGCUGCACUUACAGGCUAUUUAAAAAGCAACUUAAAUUCUUAUGGAGAGAGGUUUUGCUACUUGUUGAUGAGUGCUUCAACUUACACAUUUAUGAUGAUGUGGGAGUACAGCCACUACCUCUUGUUUCUUCAAGCAAUAUCUCUCUUCUUGCUAGAUAGUUUUUCACUGGAGCAAAGUGAAAAGGUUCAUGAAGUUUAUAAAAUCUAUAUAUUUUCUCUCUUUCUGGGAUAUUUACUGCAGUUUGAGAAUUCGGCUUUAUUGGUAUCUCCUUUAUUAAGUUUUGUAAUAGCCUUAAUGCUUGCUAAGUGCCUUCAGCUGAAUGUGAAGAAAGGAACUUUCGUGGCUAAAAUAAUGAAAGUGAUUAAUUUUUACUUGGUGUGUACUCUGACAGUGACAUUGAAUAUUAUAAUGAAAAUGUUUGUCCCCCACAAAGAAAAUGGACAUAUGCUGAAAUUCCUUGAAGUAAAAUUUGGACUAAAUAUGACUAAGAAUUUUACAAUGAAUUGGCUCCUAUGUCAAGAAUCCCUUCAAGCACCAUCUCAAGAAUUUUUUUUGCGAUUGACACAGUCUUCUUUAUUACCUUUCUAUAUUUUAGUGUUAAUUACUUGUUUUCUUUCUAUGAUUCAAGUUAUUUUUAGGAGAAUUAAUAGUGGUAAGUCCCUGAAAGAAACUAUUACGCUUGAAGAUGGACAAAUUGGAGAAAGGCCAGAAAUAAUUUAUCACGUGAUUCACACUAUUUUAUUGGGCUCUCUUGCAAUGAUUAUAGAAGGCGUGAAAUACCUCUGGACUCCUUAUAUGUGCAUGUUAGCAGCAUUUGGUGUAUGUUCUCCUGAACUUUGGAUGACACUUUUCAAGUGGCUUCGAUUACGAACUGUACACCCAGUAUUGUUGGCUCUCAUUCUGAGCAUGGCUGUCCCUACCAUAAUAGGUCUCAGCUUAUGGAAAGAGUUUUUUCCAAGAUUAAUGACAGAAUUAAUGGAACUACAAGAAUUUUAUGACCCAGAUACGGUGGAACUUAUGACCUGGAUAAAAAGGCAAGCUCCAGUCGCAGCUGUUUUUGCAGGAAGUCCACAGUUAAUGGGUGUGAUUAAAUUAUGCACUGGAUGGAUGGUGACAAGCUUGCCUCUUUACAAUGAUGAUGAUCUUCUCAAGAGAAAUGAAAAUAUCUAUCAAAUCUAUUCAAAGCGAUCUGCUGAGGAUAUUUAUAAAAUACUGACAUCCUACAAGGCUAACUACCUAAUUGUAGAAGAUGCUAUCUGCAAUGAGGUGGGAACCGUGAGAGGCUGUAGGGUUAAAGAUUUAUUAGACAUUGCAAAUGGCCACGUGGUUUGUGAAGAAGGUGACAAGAUAACCUACUCAAAACAUGGAAGAUUUUGUCAUGAGGUCAAAAUUAACUAUUCUCCUUAUGUGAAUUACUUCACUAGAGUGUACUGGAACAGAUCCUACUUUGUGUAUAAAAUCAACACUGUGAUAUCCUUUCAGUCUUGAAAAAUAGCAGAGCCUUCACUUCAAAGACUUAUACCACCUGAAGUAAAAUGCAAUUUUCUUCUACUUAUGUGGUGUCUUUUGGAAAUCAGAGUGUGGACAUUUGAAAUGUUGCUGCUGCUUCUCCCCUCCUGCUGUUAACUGGAUCUAGAAUUCUGUGGGGGAAAGAAGAUCAAACAUUACUGUCCUUUGGUAAAAUGUCAAAUCUGCCACUCUGCGUCAUUCCAGCCAGGUGUCUUCCUUACUGCUACAUGGUCUUUAAAGAUUUUACCUUCUAAACGAUUGUAAAAUUUUCCUCAUAAAUCUUCAUUCCAUCAUAACAUUAGUCUUGAAUUUGAAUAUUUUCAAGGUCAGAGUAUAUAUCUCAAAUAUAAGAUUUAAUAAAUAAUUAAUGUGAUAUAAUUAUAGAAGGAAAGAAUUAUUCUUUCCCUCAAGGAAGUUUCUGAAGGUAUUUCAUGGUGUAUAAUAGAACUGAAAUAUUACAAUAAAAAACUAAUUUAAAUGUUCACUGAAAAUUUGUGGCAUUUAAAUUAAAACGGAAAUUAUAUAAAGGAAAGUGAUUUUUAAGGAUAUACAUAAAGAUAUAUCCAGAUUUUCCAUGAUACUGCUCUCCUCAUCUGCUGCUUAUGUAAAUGAGCACUUUCUUAGUAAUAUACAGUGUAUGAUAUUGCAUUUCAUCACUUUAUGACUAUUAAGUGGUUAGUUUUUUCACUUAUGCCCAUAAAUUUGAUACCAAUUUAAUCAUGAUAAAACAGUAACUCUUGUUACCUAUGGUUUUUUUUUUUGGUUGGUUGGUUGGUUUUUUUUGCGGUACGCGGGCCUCUCACUGUUGUGGCCUCUCCCAUUGUGGCACACAGGCUCCGGACGUUCAGGCUCAGCGGCCAUGGCUCACGGGCCCCGCCGCUCCGUGGCGUGUGGGAUCUUCCCGGACUGGGGCAUGAACCCGUGUCCCCUGCAUCGGCAGGCAGACUCUCAACCACUGCGCCACCAGGGAAGCCCACCUAUGUAUUUUUUAAAACAGACAUUUAAAAGAAUGUUCAAAAUUUAAAAAUAAAAGUAUGUUGUUUAGGUUUUUAAAAAAUAUGGAUAUGGAGUAUAUACUCUAUUCACAUGUUUUCUAUUGAAGUAUUAAGUAAAAAAUUAAAUCUUUAUCAGAAUGAGGAUAUGAGCAACUAAAGUGAGCAACAAUUUCUGGAGAUAUGUGCAGAUGCUGUUUAACAUACCUCUGCAUAGAGGUGUAUUUAUGAUAAAACACAAGUGCUGUUAUUUAUGAAACGAUGAUACAGUCUUAAACAUUAAGAACAAAAUGACAAUUAUAAUAAAAUUCAGAGCACAGUUCCACAAUCUGUUAUGUUCCUUUAAGUUAAAUGUUUUCAUAUUUUUAAUUAUUAAUUAAAAGAAAUUCUAAAUGAUUAAUUUGGCCUUAUAAAGAGAUUCAGGAUGGAUGUAUCAUUUUAAUAAGAUGGGAUACAUAUUCAGUUUUACCUUAUACACCUGUUAAGUGAACAGAUUUAAAAUUUUUUCACUUGUUAGAGUGCUGUAAAAAUUGCAAUUUCAUUACUCUGAAUUACUACGUUAGAAAGGAACAUCUUUCCAUUUUCUUUAUUUUCUGUAAUAUAUAUUUUAAAAGUACAAAAGCACAUGCAUUCUUAGAUUAGCUCUAAGAUGUUUUGUUCUUUUGGAGCUUAAAUAUUGUUUGAUGGCAGUGUCAUAUGUCUGGUGCGUUAGUUUUAUUGGUUCUUAUUUCACGUUUUUAUAUAACUUUUAACAAUUAUAUUAAGAUAGCUACAGGCAGGUUAUUUCAGGUUCUCUGUACAUCUUAAUAGUGAGUCACUAGUAUUUAGCUUCAAGCCUUACGAAAAUAUUACCAUAGUUACCUAAGUACACAGUGAAUAGUCACAUGGUAGUACUUACAAUUAGAGGGAGCAUGUAAAACAAUGUAAUUUAAAAGUCAGCUUGCAUAUUUUUUUUUUUUUUUUUUGCGGUACGCGGGCCUCUCACUGUUGUGGUCUCUCCGGUUGCGGAGCACAGGCUCCAGAUGCGCAGGCUCAGCGGCCAUGGCUCACGGGCCCAACCGCUCCGCGGCAUGUGGGAUCCUCCCGGACCGGGGCACGAACCCGUGUCCCCUGCAUCGGCAGGCGGACUCGCAACCACUGCGCCACCAGGGAAGCCCAGCUCGCAUAUUUUGAAAGGGAAAUAGAACAACCUACUUUCUAUGUAGCAUGAGAUAUUUAAUAGAAUUUUUAUUGAUUUACUUCAUGAUCACAUAUGCUGAUUUAGUUUUGAUUGUUGUAUGUUUUUUGUUUUUGACGUAUUAGUAAGUUGCUUUUGCUUCUGUCAACUUAUUUCUUAAAUAAAAUAGAUUUGGAUCCGUUUUUAAUUGAAUUUUUUAAAUAAUGAAGUUUUCACUCAGCAUCAGUUGAAAAGAAAAAUGUGAACUUUAUUAUAGAAAUUAUAAUACUGAGUAUGAAAGAUAAGUUUAUUUGCUUCUAUUUUAGCUGUAGUUAAAACAAUAGUGCUAGAAAACUUUCAGGAGCAUUUAAUUAAUUUCCUUAUUUGUAGACUAACAAAUGAUUAAGAAUUCUGCAAGUAAUUCCAUUUGGGUAACUUACCGUUGUUAGGUAUGACAAUAAAGACCUACUGUGAAAGGGGCAGAGUUUAUGGGUUUGGGGUAGAAGGAAUUUCUCAAAGAAAUACAAAACAUAAAUACUUUGCCCUUGAUGUUGCAAAACUAUUGAAAUAAGUGCCUUAAUAAGGAGGUUAAAAUAAGAAGGUUAAAAGUAAAUAAAAGUUUACUUUUUAUUUUCAAAAAAAAAAUUAUCCAUUUCUUACUUUUUCAUAAGAAAAGUUUGGUAACUUUUUCCUUAUCAUUAAGCACAGAGAAAGAAUCCUCACUAUGCUAUUUUCACUAUUAACUUUAAUUCAUUGGUAAGCAAAUCUUUGUUAAGGGUAGUGAUGGGAUUUCUAGCCUGCUAAAUUAAUUUAUUUAGCUUCUCAAAUGCCAAACAAUAGAAUAAGUAAAACUUGAUAAGGUGUAUGAUAUUGACUGCUGGUUUACAUUUUCUCUAACUUUGGCAUCUGUGUGUCGGUGCUUUUUGUUAGACUGGUAGGGUUUUACAGCCUAUGGAGUAUGCAUUGCACUUCUAAAUUUUGUUCUUCAUUACUUUCUGAGUAUAUACACAGCAUGUUUUUUCAGGACAUUAACCCAAAUUGCUAAAAGCCUAAUGUUAUGACACUUCCGUACAGUCUAGAUUGAUUCAAGGAGAAGUAGAAAUGGAGGUCAAAGUGGGUUACAAGUUGGGGCUGAAAAAUAUGCUUUAAAAAAAUAGGCUGUUAAUUUCUUGAAAGGAACAGUGAAUAGCCAUCUUAUUAAACUUUGUUGUUUUGGAGAAAUCAAUUGGUUUUUGGCCCUUUCUAUUUUUGAACUGUUAAAACAUUUUGUUGCCUUUUGUGGGUAAAAGUAGUGUCUCUCUUUAUAAAAUUGUUGGGGUUUCUAAAAGUUGUAUGUAAAUCAAUUUCUUGGUAAAUUUAUUUUAAAUGCAUGAAUAUUUAAAGGGCAUAUAUUAUAAACUAUUCUGUGUAUUCAUGAACCUAUUGUAAAGCAAAUAACUACUUCCUGAUUUACAUCUCAAUAUAUUAUGUCAUUUGUCCAGUUUUUAAAAUAUACAUUCUCUAUUGUUGCUAUUUGCUAAUAGUUUUAGAUCCCAAUAUGUAUUAAAAUUACACCUCUGAAAAGUUGCAAGUAAAAUUGAACAAUUUCUUAUUGAAAUAAUAGCUCAUUAUUUAGUUUUGGAAUGUGUAAAAUUAAUACUUUAAAUA